AUGGCUGACAAGCAACAAAUGGAGGCCGAGGGAGCCGAAUGUGACAGGAAGGAGCUUCUCAAGCACGCGUGUGACCAAUGUCGUCUCAGAAAGGUACGCUGCGAUAAGCGAUCACCAUGCUCGAAUUGUCGCAGUGCAGGAAUCGUCUGCCGCUCAACAGGUGCAGGGCAGAAACCCAAGGAGGAUCGCAGACGGGUUCUAAUAUCCAGCCAGUACGAGAAGAAGAUCGAUCUUAUCGAGGAACGUCUGGGUAAAAUUGAAGAAGUCCUUCUUGAGUUGAAAUCUAGCCUUGCUCGCAAUCCCAAUACUGCUGAGACGUGCUACCACGCGACUCCUGUCUCGAAGCAAAUGUCUCCAGAUACAUCUGGCUUUGCUUCCAAUACAACGGCCGCGUUGGAACAUGAGUCUGGUACUGGGUUUGAGGGCAACUCAUCCCUCGCGGCUCAUUCCGCCUACGCAAAUCGUGAGCAUGCAGAGUCAACCACCUGGGUCUUCGUCAAAAGAUGUUCCAUUGCCGAAUCAGAAAAGCUGUCGGGGUUCGAACUUGCGAGACCUGGUCAUGCCCCAAUUGAGGUGGUUCUGCCAAUUUUGCGCCAAAUAAAAGCGAAUCUCCCUUUCGCCUUCACAUGCUACUUUCCUUUCCUCAGUGUUGAUGACUUUAUCCAGAAAUGUCGCGAGGUGUACUUUGCAACAGAAGAUUACUCUGACGCCACUUUCAUGGUAGCCAAUUGCGGCUUGUAUCAUAUCUUUCUUGAGUAUAGCUUCCUUGCGGAAAGUCCACGGAUUCGAGAUGAUUACCAGAAGUACAUCCAGCUUUGCCGGAAGAAUUUCGAAACCGUGCUAGCAAGCUUGACAUUGUUGAUGCCGGCAAGACCGGAGUUAAUUGAAGCGCUUACUUUGGGAGCUAUUCAUGCCAUUGAAAUAUCCAAGCCCUCGUUUGCCUGGACGCUGACGUCAAAUGCAGCUCGACUGUGUCAGAAUCUUGGAUAUCACCGGAGUUCAUCGAUGAAUCAGUUUAGCGACAACGAGAAAGCAAAAGCGCUUUCGCUUUUUUUGUGUGUUUACUGUCUCGAUAAGGCUCUUUCGCUCAGACUAGGGCGUGCAUCAUCUAUACAGGAUUAUGAUAUUACCAUCCCUGAGGACUUAGGAGGACACAAAGUCGACGAACCUUGGAGAACAGUGUAUCAUCUAUGGGUGAAGAUCGCCGAGAUUCAAGGAAAGGUCUACGAGCAGCUUUACAGUCCGGCGGCUUUAAGUCGACCGGAACGCGAAAGGGUACUUUGCGCUCGUCAAUUGGCGUCGCAGAUGGAAGUAGGCGUCAUGGAGCCAUUCAAGGAGCUCGCAAGGUCGUCUCGUACUCUAUCGCAGAUUGAAGGCUUCGUGAUUAAAUCGGACGAAGUCAGCAGGUUGGCUAUAUUGACUUUAAUAUACAGAGCGAUUCCUGCAUCAGGGGCAUCCACCAGCACUUUUGUACCCGAAUGCAUAGAGACGGCACGGGCUGCAUUGGAGUCGCAUCAGGUUUGCAUGACAAUUUUGAGGGAAAGUAACGAGGCUAUGAAAUGCUCAUAUCUGCAUUGGUCCAUUCUCUUCUCGCCGUUUGUCCCAUUUAUAGUUAUCUUUUGCCACGUCAUCGAGACUUCUUCCCGAGACGAUCUCGCGAGACUAGAAGACUUUGUUUCCUCACUCGGACCGAACUGUUUCCUUUCCGAGGCCAUCACGAAACUACAUAGUCUUUGUCAAGUACUCAGCAAUGUUGCGACGCUAUAUGUAGAGGCGAGGGUACAGGCCCAGAUACAGGAAAACCAGGAUCUAGCAUCUGUGGGUCAGGAGUUCGAUACAUAUCUGAGUGCUCUUGGCUUGGCCCCUGCAUCAGGAGUCGGCGGUUUCCGAUGGAAUACUGCUGCGUCGGAUUCUUUGGCAGCGAGGUCUAUGCCUGCACUUGAGAAUAGUAUGGAAGGACAUGACCUUCCAGCUGGCGUCAUACCACAGACACAACUGGGAAGCUGGUUUUCUGGAAACCAGCAUAUGAUGGGAUUGUUGGAAGAAGAUAUGUCAUUAUGGGAUCCGGCUACAUGGCCUUACUCUUGA
Aspergillus novofumigatus IBT 16806 is the source of this 2088-nucleotide messenger RNA. RefSeq names its product putative C6 transcription factor. Lineage: Eukaryota; Fungi; Ascomycota; Eurotiomycetes; Eurotiales; Aspergillaceae. Gene Ontology annotation, biological process: regulation of DNA-templated transcription; DNA-templated transcription. The record is from RefSeq and is a predicted model, not a curated record. Gene Ontology annotation, molecular function: zinc ion binding; DNA binding; DNA-binding transcription factor activity, RNA polymerase II-specific. Bases 1 to 2088 code for a protein of 695 amino acids. The transcript is spliced from 9 exons.